Calliphora vicina (urban bluebottle blowfly) is the source of this 1221-nucleotide messenger RNA. RefSeq lists its product as uncharacterized. Gene Ontology annotation, cellular component: centrosome; centriole. Bases 388 to 954 code for a protein of 188 amino acids. The record is from RefSeq and is a predicted model, not a curated record. Gene Ontology annotation, molecular function: calcium ion binding. Gene Ontology annotation, biological process: centriole replication; mitotic cell cycle. NCBI's taxonomy places the organism in Eukaryota, Metazoa, Arthropoda, Insecta, Diptera, Calliphoridae. The transcript is spliced from 2 exons.
UGCUUAGCAAACUGUAGAAAAGUAGUAGAAUCCUUUCGCAAAGGAUAACUGGCAAAAUACUAAAAAUAGUAGCAACCUGUUAGUUUAAUUGGUAUAAUAAAAUAAAAAUAUAAUAUAGCAACACAUUUAGGGGUGGUUGAAUUUAAACUUCCCACACAAAUAAAACGAAAAUAACAAUAGAAACACGGAAAUAGUUGUCAGCUGGCUGAUAAAAAAAAAAACAGAAAACGAGAAAAAUCAUUAACAUUUAUUAUACAUGUCAAGAAAAGGACAUUAGUACAAAAGAAAAAAACUAAUUACGAAACAUAAGCGGUGACCAAGGAUACCACUUAAAAGACAUUAUUUAUUUAAACCAAAUAAAACUAAAGUGACAUUUGUAUAUUUGAAAUGGACAGUAGUACAAUGGAGCGUACAGCUACAACGAAUACCAAUGCCACGGCCAAACGUAACACCAAUGCCUCGGUGAAUACGACUGGUGGUCGCAAGAAAUCUGGACCGAAAUUUGAAUUAUCCGAUGCUCAAAAGGCGGACAUCAAAGAAGCCUUCGAUCUAUUUGAUGUGGAUUGCACGGGUUUCAUUGAAGUCAAAGAGCUUAAGGUGGCCAUACGGGCUUUGGGUUUUGAACCCAAAAAAGAAGAAAUCAAACGUAUGAUCGCUGAGAUCGAUAAAGAUGGCACGGGCCGCAUAAGCUACAAUGAUUUCCUGCAUUUGAUGACCAUGAAAAUGGCCGAAAAGGAUACAAAAGAGGAGAUAUUGAAAGCAUUCCGUUUGUUUGAUGACGAUGAUACGGGCAAAAUUUCAUUUAAGAAUCUAAAACGUGUGGCUCGAGAGUUGGGUGAAACUUUAACCGAUGAGGAGCUUAGAGAAAUGAUUGAUGAGGCGGAUUUGGACAAUGAUGGCGAAGUGAAUCAGGAUGAAUUUUUACGCAUUAUGAAGAAAACUAGUUUGUAUUAAAUAAUUACUGGGGGCAAGCAGAGCUGAUAACGGAGGUUGAAAAGAGUUAGCUGUGUUAUUUUACUUGUGGGAUUUAGAGGUUUUAUUUUUAUAAUUAGCAUUAAAUUAUUUAAAUAUUUCCCUUUAUUAUAAUUUAGUUUUUGAAACAUUUUUGUAAUGCUUCUUUCCAAUAUUUUGUAUUAAUUAGUACUUAUUUAUAUAAUUUUAUUAUUACUUAUUUAUAUCUGAAAUAUUUAUGUUUUUUAUAGAAUAAAACCUUUGUAAAUA